GCAGACUCCCAGCCUCCCAACUCCCUGGCUGUCCCCAGGGACCACUGGCAGCAGCCGGGUCUCAUGAAAACCUCAAAGGCAUCCCAGCGCUACAGAAGCAUCCGGAGAAACACCAGCCAGCGCUAUCUCUACCAGGACUCCCUGCUGCUUGGUAACUCGGAUGACAGCUUUAAUGCUGAUGAAACAGGGGACAACAAUGAUCCGGAGCAAAUCUUCCAGAAUAUACAGUUCCAGAAAGAUCUCAUGGCAAAUAUCCGUUGCAGACCCUGGACCAUGGGACAGAAGUUGCGGGCACUAAGACGAGCAAAGGAGAUUGUACUGAAGUUUGAAGGGAGGUUGACUAGGACCCGAGGCUAUCAAGCAGCAGGAGCAGAGCUCUGGCGGAAGUUUGCCCGUUUGGCCUGUAACUUUGUGGUCAUCUUCAUCCCCUGGGAAAUGAGGAUAAAGAAAAUUGAGAGUCACUUCGGAUCUGGUGUGGCCUCCUAUUUCAUCUUCCUGAGGUGGUUAUUUGGAAUUAACAUAGUGCUCACAGUGAUGACAGGUGCUUUUGUUGUCAUUCCUGAGCUGAUUGCAGGCCAGCCCUUUGGAAGUACAGCCAGCAAGACCAUCCCCCAGGAACAGGUCAUGUCUGCACAGGAUCUGGACACUGUCUGGUCCCUGGGGGGCUACCUUCAGUACUCUGUCCUGUUCUACGGGUACUAUGGAAGAGAAAGGAGGAUUGGGAGAGCCGGCUACCGCCUGCCCUUGGCAUAUUUCCUGGUGGGGAUGGCAGUGUUUGCUUACAGCUUCAUCAUUCUCUUAAAAAAAAUGGCUAAGAACUCUCGCACCAGCCUAGCUAGUGCCUCCAAUGAAAACUACACCUUCUGCUGGCGGGUGUUUUGUGCCUGGGAUUACCUCAUUGGGAACCCAGAGGCAGCAGAGAGCAAGACAGCUGCCAUCGUGAACAGCAUUAGGGAGGCCAUACUGGAAGAGCAAGAAAAGAAAAAAAACAAAAACAUGGCAGUGACUGUCUGCCUGAGAAUCAUUGCCAACAUUCUGGUGCUCCUGUCACUGGCUGGGAGCAUCUAUCUCAUCUACUUUGUGGUGGACCGGUCCCAGAAAUUGGAGCAGUCAAAGAAGGAGCUGACACUUUGGGAAAAGAAUGAGGUGAGUGUGGUGGUCUCCCUUGUCACCAUGCUAGCACCAUCUGCCUUUGACCUCAUAGCUGCCUUGGAGAUGUACCACCCACGGACCACACUGCGCUUCCAGUUAGCAAGGGUCCUGGUACUGUAUCUAGGAAAUCUCUACAGCUUGAUCAUUGCUCUUCUGGACAAAGUAAACAGCAUGAACAUUGAGGCGGCUGCUACCAAAAAUAUCACAAGCCGUUGGGCAGAUCCUUCCACCUUCUAUACCACCAGAGCAAUGCCUGAAGAAGGGCAAUGGUCCACACCUGGGGCAGGCAUGGAGCUCAGGAGUAACAGCAGCACGUGGAUCUUGGAAGGCACAAGCAUUCUGACUACUGUUAUGCCACAUACCAAGGCCAACAAGACAGUGCCCUACAUGCAGGGCCCACAAGGACAGUGCUGGGAGACCUAUGUUGGCCAGGAGAUGUUGAAGCUGUCUGUCAUUGACAUGCUCUUCACGGUGGCCAGCAUCCUUCUCAUAGACUUCUUCCGAGGACUUUUCGUUCGCUACCUAAGUGACUAUUGGUGUUGGGACCUUGAAAGCAAGUUUCCUGAAUAUGGGGAAUUCAAGAUCGCUGAGAAUGUGCUGCACCUAGUCUACAAUCAAGGCAUGAUUUGGAUGGGGGCCUUCUUCUCUCCGUGUCUACCAGCCUUCAAUGUUCUCAAGCUCAUAGGGCUGAUGUACCUGAGGAGCUGGGCAGUGUUGACCUGUAAUGUACCCCACCAGCAAGUGUUUCGAGCCUCCAGAUCCAACAAUUUCUACCUGGCAAUGCUCCUGUUCAUGCUCUUCCUCUGCAUGCUGCCAACCAUCUUUGCUAUCGUCCACUACAAGCCAUCUCUGAACUGUGGCCCCUUCAGUGGACAAGAGAAGAUCUAUGACAUCGUGUCAGAGACAAUAGAGAAUGACUUCCCUGCAUGGUUUCACGUUGUGGUUGGACACAUCAGCAGCCCUGUGGUGAUACUUCCAGCUGUACUCCUUCUGUUCAUGCUCAUCUACUACCUUCAGAGCAUCGCAAGAUCCCUGAAGCUCAGCAGCCAGCAACUCAGAAUGCAGAUCCAAAACGCAAGAUCUGAAGAUAAGAAGAAGGUUGCCCAAAUGGUAGAGGCUCGAAUCCAGACUCGUGAAGAAAGCACCAAGAGGCUUCUAAAGGAUGGCGACAUCAUCAGCCAGCUGUCCUCAGCAUACCUGGCAACACCCCAAAACAAUGGCACCAUGAUCAACUGUGACUCUCUGAGUAGCAAGAGCCUCAGGAUGGAGACAGUCACAAAGUCCCAGCCCCAGAGUCCCGGGUAAGGGUCCAGGGGCCCCUGCUCUCCUCUUCCAGGUGGAUCGAGCUCAAGGCCAGAGCAGGAUGCCAGUAGGGAUCCACAUGGCCCAUGUGCCAGCACAGGCAACCUCCACAAGAACAGACCCUGCACAUCCAUGACACAGACACAGCCCCGCAAGGAUGCUUGCUCAGAGCCUCUUUCCCGAAAAGACUUUCAGCCAAUCAGACCUCAUUUCUGUGGACCUGGGGUCUCUGCCCUGAUGACACAUGGCCACAGACCCCGUGCUCCCAGAUACUAUGUUGUAAAUGAACGUGACUAUCACAAAAAGACCCACCCGACUUUCUGGCCAGAACGACAUUUCAAGAUAGAUGCUUUAGGUGAAGUUGUGGAGCUGUACCCCAGGAAUGUGAAGAAGUACAUGUCCUGGGCUCCCCGACAGCCUUGCUCACCACAGCUGAGUGAAGAAGAGGAGGAGACACUGGGGACAGAUUUGGUGCAAUGGGCGAUCCCUCCUGGCUCCCUGACAGACCUCCCUCGGGCUUCUCAUUUUUACACCGGUAACAGACCAGAAAGUGACACUCAAGACCCUGAGUAUCAGCGAAGAAUGUACUACAGAUCUGCGGAUAACAGUUUUGAAGGCCAGCUUGAGAGACCCACAUUUGUACAUAAAAAGCCACGAUCCAGGAAUGUCCAGUACCCACAGCACCCUCUGAAGCCCAGAGGCAAAGCCAAGUUCGAGCCAUCCUUCACAGAAUCUGAUUCCGUGUCAGCAGCAUCCAGCAGUGACCAACAAAACAGCAGCAAUGAUCAAUACCUGCAGGUCAUGUCCAGCCAGGGCAGAUUCCCAAGAUCUGCCAGCCAGCUGGGCAGGAAGAAGGCCAAGCCCAGGCAGGCGCUGCCCACGGACCUAAAUGACCUAAUUUGUUCAAAUGUCUAGGCUUCUUUCAAUGUCCCUUCCUAAAGACUGGAUCUCUUUGGCAGUAUUGGGAGCACACAGUCCCACCCUUUCUGGAAGAGAGACCCAUUGUGGGGGUUUUAGAGAUCUGUGGAUCUUCUUUAGGGGCUUUUACUGUCUGAGGUUCUGAGACUAUGGGGCUGUACCUUCCUAUUCACAGCAAUGGUGUG
This is a messenger RNA of Phodopus roborovskii (desert hamster), 3557 nucleotides long. RefSeq names its product transmembrane channel like 3 (gene Tmc3). The transcript is spliced from 22 exons. NCBI's taxonomy places the organism in Eukaryota, Metazoa, Chordata, Mammalia, Rodentia, Cricetidae. Gene Ontology annotation, molecular function: mechanosensitive monoatomic ion channel activity. Gene Ontology annotation, cellular component: plasma membrane. The record is from RefSeq and is a predicted model, not a curated record.